AUGAUGCUUCAAAGAAGCUGCAUUGUACUUUUCUCUCUUUCUUUGUUCGUCCCACACAUGUGUUUCGCCAUGCUCAACAAAACUCUCCUUCUCUUACCACAUCCCGACCCUGAACUAGUCGCUCUUGAUGUUCAUAGGAGAGUAAAUGCUUCUAUAUCAAGACGUCAAGCUCUGGACACGACGGACCAAGCCGGUUCAAGCCCAUGCUUCACCGGGAACCCAAUCGAUGACUGUUGGAAAUGUGACCCAAACUGGCCCAAUAACCGACAAGGGCUAGCCGAUUGCGGAAUCGGGUUCGGACAGUACGCCUUGGGAGGCAAAGGCGGUCGGUUUUACUUCGUCACUGAUUCUUCCGACCAUGAUGUGGUCGACCCUAAACCGGGCACUCUCAGAUACGGAGUGAUACAAGUAGAGCCAUUGUGGAUAGUGUUCCCAAGCAACAUGAUGAUUAAACUAAAGCAAGAGCUAAUAUUCAAUAGUUACAAGACACUUGAUGGAAGAGGAGCCAAUGUUCAUAUUGUUGGUGGUGGUUGCAUCACUCUUCAAUAUGUCUCUAAUGUCAUCAUUCACAAUAUUCAUAUCCACCAUUGUUACCAAUCCGGUAAUUUACUCUCUUUUUUACUGUCAUUAAUUGUAACAAUUGCGUUUAAUCACUUUGGAGAGAAAUUGGUACAAAGGAUGCCAAGGUGUCGACGUGGAUAUAUCCACGUGGUUAAUAACGAUUUCACUCAAUGGGAAAUGUAUGCGAUUGGUGGUAGCGGUAACCCAACUAUUAAUAGUCAGGGUAACCGCUAUACCGCUCCAACGAACCCAUUUGCCAAAGAGGUGACUAAAAGAGUAGAAACGCCAGAUGGCGAUUGGAAAGGGUGGAAUUGGAGAUCGGAGGGAGACGUUUUGGUGAACGGAGCGUUCUUCAUAGCGUCUGGAGAAGGUGCGGAAAUGAGGUACGAGAAAGCGUACAGCGUCGAGCCUAAAUCCGCCUCGUUCAUCGACCAAAUCACGUUUCAUUCUGGCGUUCUCGGCGUUGGCGGCAGGAAUAACAAUUUGGGGAUGUGGACUACUACUGGAUCCGAAGGUAAUGGCGGUUUAGAUUCUUAUAAUGACUAUACCGAUGAAAUGUCUGGAACUGGUUCAACUAACCGUUUAUCUUUUUCGGUUAUUGUUUUAGCUUUCAUGCUCAAUUUGUUAUCAUAUUUGGUCAUGUUCACUUCUUCGACCCCAAGUGUUUAUGUUGUUGUAACAUGA
Molecule: messenger RNA, 1245 nt
Organism: Thlaspi arvense
Lineage: Eukaryota; Viridiplantae; Streptophyta; Magnoliopsida; Brassicales; Brassicaceae
Source: the annotation of a GenBank genome assembly